Molossus molossus (Pallas's mastiff bat) is the source of this 3504-nucleotide messenger RNA. It is a transcript of the gene SKAP2, whose product is annotated as src kinase associated phosphoprotein 2. The transcript is spliced from 13 exons. Gene Ontology annotation, molecular function: protein binding. The coding region runs from base 161 to 1240 and encodes 359 amino acids. Lineage: Eukaryota; Metazoa; Chordata; Mammalia; Chiroptera; Molossidae. The record is from RefSeq and is a predicted model, not a curated record. Gene Ontology annotation, cellular component: plasma membrane; cytoplasm.
UGACUUCCUUGUUAUGAGCCCCGGCCCGGCAGUGUCCGGAAUCGUAGCCCCGCUGUGCUCACCGGGACCGCUAGCCAGAGUCUAGGUCGCUGCGCAACCCCAGCCCGUCGGUUACCCUUUCAGCACAGAUCCUUCCCCCGCACGCCCCGCGCUCCCUAAUAUGCCCAACCCCAACAGCACCUCCUCUCCCUAUCCCCUCCCCGAGGAAAUUAGGAACCUGUUGGCAGAUGUUGAAACAUUUGUAGCAGACAUACUGAGAGGGGAAAAUUUAUCCAAGAAAGCAAAGGAAAAGAGAGAAUCUCUUAUUAAGAAGAUAAAAGAUGUAAAAUCUAUCUAUCUUCAGGAAUUUCAAGACAAAGGUGAUGCAGAAGAUGGGGACGAAUAUGAUGAUCCUUUCUCUGGGCCUCCAGACACUAUUUCAUUAGCCUCAGAAAGAUAUGAUAAAGAUGAUGAAGCUUUCUCUGAUGGAACCCAGUGUCCUCCGAUUGCAGCACAGGACCUCCCUUGUGUUUUAAAGGCUGGCUACCUUGAAAAACGCAGAAAAGAUCACAGCUUUCUGGGAUUUGAAUGGCAAAAACGGUGGUGUGCUCUCAGUAAAGGAGUAUUCUAUUAUUAUGGAAGUGACAAAGACAAACAACAGAAAGGUGAAUUUGCAAUAGAUGGCUACAACAUCAGAAUAAAUAACACGCUUAGGAAGGAUGGAAAGAAAGAUUGCUGCUUUGAAAUCUCUGCUCCUGAUAAACGUGCUUAUCAGUUCACAGCAGCUUCUCCCAAAGAUGCCGAAGAAUGGGUACAGCAGCUGAAAUUUGUAUUACAAGAUAUGGGAUCUGAUGUUAUUCCUGAGGAGGAGGAUGAAGGAGGAGACUUAUAUGAUGAUGUUGAUCAUCCUCUACCAACCAGCAGUUCACCAGCCAGCAGGCAACCAAUUGAUGAUGAAAUCUAUGAAGAACUUCCAGACGAGGAAGAGGACGGCGCUCCCGGGAAAGUGGAGGAACAAAGGAGGACGAGUCAGGACAGUGGUCAUCACACCACAGGCGACAAAAGCACUGAUUAUGCUAAUUUCUACCAGGGUUUGUGGGACUGCACAGGUGCUGUUUCUGAUGAGCUGUCAUUUAAAAGAGGUGACGUGAUUUACAUUCUUAGCAAGGAAUACAAUAGAUAUGGCUGGUGGGUAGGAGAAAUGAAGGGAGCCAUUGGCUUGGUGCCGAAAGCCUACAUAAUGGAGAUGUAUGAUAUUUGAGAGUCCUGGAAAAGGAAGACUCUCCCGCCGCUUUGCCAACGCCUGGGACUCCGUGAGCGAUGGCUCCUGGCGGCCUCUGCCCGUCCUUCUGCUUCGGACCGUCCCUCUGAUGUGCAACUCAGGGAAGGGGAUUAGUGCAGAUUAGACACAAGCUGUAAAGUUAGACCUGUUGCUCGUCUGCAAAAAAAUAAUUGUAGUUUUUACUUCCUCCUUUGAUUUGUGUGAAGCAUUUAGCACAUUGUCUGUGCUCCAUAUAGGCGCUGCUGCUUCGGGGAUGAGUUGCAACUUCUCUCAAUAUUGGAUGUCAGUUAUUUUUUUAAGACUAAUAUGUAGCUUCAGCAAUUGAAAUUGAAUAUAUCAUGCAAGUUUUGGGGAAAUGGUAGUUAAAGAAUAAGGUUUUAUUGAAACUUUGGAGAUGAUUUAUGUUAGUAUUUAUUUUUCACACAAUAGUAACAUGCUUUUAUGAAAGAAUUUUUACCAAUUGGCCAACUUACUUUGUGUUACGUAGAGCCACGAGAAAGAAAAAGGGAUCAAAUUGCAGAUGGCAGUGUGUGGUCACCUUCUACAACACGCGCAGACUGGCACCAUGGUUCGUGCAAAGUCCUGGAUCAGUAACAGAUAUCCUGGUUGGAUGACGGGCUUGCCAAUAUUUUCUGCCAUAGCUUUGUUUAAAUUUAAUAAAAUAAAAAAUUCAUAAGAAACCCCAUUCUCCGCUAAUACAAUGGCAGAAAGAAUCUCAACAUACUCCAAAAGUCAGAAGGUGUAACCCAGCACUCUCUUAUCCUGCCUGAUCAUGGCUGUGAUGUUUAGGUCCCACCACAAACCCAAACCAGUGCAACUCCAGGUGUGAGUCUCCUUUACACACGUCAGAGCAGUGAAGAGACAGGGCCGCUCGGAGGAGAGUGUAGGGUCAGAGCGGGCGCCGCUGCGGGCACGUGGAAGGUGUCAGUCUGACCUGGGAGUUGUAUUCUGCUACCUGAGCAAGAUUCGCAAAGUUAUAUCAGUUCCUUUUCACGUGUAUUUGAAAUCAAAGCGAUGUAAAUACCUACAAGGUACUAGUCUGUCUUCAUAGAGAUCAAAAGGUACUGCUGAAUGGAUGAUUAUUUAGAGUAGAUAUAAUGUCCUCAUAUUGAAUCAUUGAUUAGUACAUAUUACCUUUGUUGAACUUUUCAGGUCUCUGCUUUAUGAAGAUAAAGAUUCUGACCUUGCAAACAAGCUGAUAAUAUCUUAAAACCUUCAUUAUUUACAUAAAACUUUUUACAAGCACUAUUUCUGAGUAUAUAUUUACCAUUAUUUCCUCAAUCCCAUGAUCAUGUUAUUUCAAAUGUUAAAAAAUAUUAAUUUUAGGGAUUGUGGGUAAACUCUGGUUUCUGUAAAUUAGACAUUGUUGAGCUAAAGCUGUCAGAAAUUAAUUUGUGCACUCGUUAAUCUUGUCCUAACAAAGAGCCAUUCCAGUAGGUCAGAAGUAUCUUGGAAAAAGUAAGACAAAGGAGAUGAAACUAGUGGACUGGUUUUCAAAGCUGAAGAGGUUGAAAAGCAAAAACAAUGGUGGGUUUCCAUUGAAAAGGUGGAUUUGCUUAGGGCUUACACGACGGUUUUAGCUCUGGGCCAGUAGGUGGCAGCAGCUUUUCAUUGCAUACCAAGCCACUUGGAACCCCUCCCCCUCUCAGACCCAAACUCCUGCAGAAUGUAAAGCAUUUAAGAACCUUUCUGCCUCCUUUUACAGUUAAUCCAGGAGAGGGAGUCCUUUGCCAACUGAUGACCAACUAUUUCAAGCCAGAUAGUCUCUCCGUGAAUGGUGGCAAUACAGAAAUAAAGUGUUACUUCUGUCCCGAGCUCCUCUGGCCUUUGUUCUUUUUAAACUUGAAUCCAGGCAGGAGAUAGGAAAGAAAAAAAAAGAUUUAAAAUUGGAGUGACAGGAAAAUAAUCAUCACUUUCAAUUCAUGACAACUUGAUAUUCAUUUGGUGAAAUCAUUUGUCUACUACCAGGGAGAAAGUUUUCUUUACACCCUUGACAAUAUAUCACACACUCUUCAAAAUCAUAAUAAUAUAAUUAAUGUGAAUCUAAACAACAUGGCUUGUUAGAAAAUCUGCUAAUUGCUAUGUUCUCAUUAUGUUUGCUUAGCUUUUAUUUGUUUUUCUAUGAACAGUUAGAGAGCUAAUUUUUUUCAAAGGUGAUUGUAAGUCAUAUUUUAUAUAGCAUUUUGCUUGAUUAUUUGCUCUGUACUGAAUUUGUACUCUAUUGCCAUUAGAUCUUACAAUAA